UAUGAUACUUAUCAGAUCCCGUCGGAUAACAAUACCGCUUUUCGGAGCAAGAGCCUAUUGCUGUUCACUGAACGAGCAAGUUCUUCCGGGCUAUAUAUACGCUCACAUUCGAACGCUUCUACGAAAUCUAUCGCAGGCUGCAUUAUCGGAAAGGGUAUAGUAGUGUUGCGCAACAGCCACCAAGCACAAUUUGGGGACAAAAACCUAAUACAAAAAGAAGAAUCCCUGUGGACGUUAACAUGAGUUUUUCGGUUAUCUCCAACACGGCGGUCAAAUCACUGCUCUCUGGCCUGACCCGUACCGACGUCCUCGCCAUUCAGAGCACAUUGAAUAGGACAUUUGUCGAAUACUCUGUCAACAACGAAGCUGCCUAUCAGCCGCAUCGAGCAUCUGUAACACGUCCGGAUGGAUCCACAACUCUUUUCAUGCCUGCGACUUCAAGCACAUCUGUCGGCAGUAAGAUCAUUGGCAUCCCGCCAGCUACCGCCAAAGGCAAAACGCUGGCUGGUGUCUUAGUACUUUGCGACACGGAAGGAAAUCCGAGAGGAAUUCUGAAUGCCUCAGAGGUUACAGGAUUCCGUACAGCCCUGGGCUCCAUGACAUUACUCCCGCGACGAGAACGCGUGAGUAAUGUGGUUGUCUUUGGUGCCGGCAAACAGGCAUUUUGGCACGCUAGGUUGGCGCUUCUACUUCGCGGAUCCGAUGUCAAGAGCAUGACCGUUGUAAACCGUUCCGCGCAACGAUCAGAAGAGCUCGUUGAGCAGUUGAGGCCCUUCACCUCGGAGGUGGGAGCUAGCCUUGCGGCUUUGAAUGCUUCUGAUCAGGGGUAUGACAGGAGCCUGAAAGAGCUUGUAGGAGCGGCGGAUGUCAUAUUCUGCACUACGCCUGCUACCUCGCCGUUAUUCCCAGCGUCAUACCUUGAUCAAGCCGUGGAAAGAGGCGAGGGACCAUACAUAGGAGCAAUCGGUUCUUAUAAGCCGGAGAUGAAGGAACUAGACCCCGGACUGUUCCAGAAUGUCGUGACAUCCAAGACCGGUUGUCAUCCCAAGGGAGGCUCCGGGGGUGUUAUAGUAGUGGAUACCAAGGAGGGUGCCUUCCAGGAAGCUGGUGAGAUUAUUCAAGGAAAGAUACCUUCAGAGAAUAUCGUAGAGAUUGGCGAGUUGUUACACAUUCAGAAGAAUAAAGAGGCCCAGGAUCCAUCAUUGGACAGGUGGUUGACGAAUGGAUUCAUCAUUUAUAAGAGUGUUGGAAUGGGUGUAAUGGAUCUGGCCAUUGGCGAAGCAUUGGUCAACUUGGCGCAGCAGAAGGGUGUCGGUGAGUCGCUUCCCGCAUUAUAAAAAGAAAAAUGAGCAGGCAACCUCGUAUAAAGGUGUCAAACUAUUUUGAAGAAAUCAAAUGCCACGAUUGAAAAAACUUGUACGGAG
Messenger RNA from Aaosphaeria arxii CBS 175.79, 1424 nucleotides. RefSeq names its product shikimate/quinate 5-dehydrogenase. The coding region runs from base 240 to 1337 and encodes 365 amino acids. Gene Ontology annotation, cellular component: cytoplasm. The transcript has a single exon. The record is from RefSeq and is a predicted model, not a curated record. NCBI's taxonomy places the organism in Eukaryota, Fungi, Ascomycota, Dothideomycetes, Pleosporales.